AUGGUUGAUGAAAAACAGUUUUCUGAAGUAUAUUUGAAUAUAACUUAUUUUUUCUUUGUAUGUGAAGAUCAGCAAGUUACAAAUAAUCUGUUACACUCAUCAGUCAUUCCUGAGACUUUCUGCUAUCCAAAGGAAUCAAAUGAGACUAACAAGGAUAUAGAAGAUUAUUGCUGCAAGGGGUGUCAACAGAAUGCAAAAAUUGGUAUUACAUGUAUCAGUGGAUACGAUAGUUAUGAGAGCAGUCCUCCUCCACCACUAACAGAAUCUAUGGAAGAAAUUGAUAUUGGUUCAGAUCUAGACCCAACUUUUCAAACACCUUCACCUUCAAAUUCAAGCACAGAUAAUGAAAGUAAUUAUGAAAACUAUUUUACUCUUAAUAACGUAAAUAAUUUAAACAUAAUGGCAACCGAAGUCGAACCGAAAAUAAUAAUUCUAAAUAAUAUAAAAUUGACAGAUUCUCAGCCUAAUAAACUUUUAUUACCAAGCUCUUCAAAAGUCAGUGGCCACAGUAUCGAAUCAAAGAAGAAAAGAACACACUGUAAGUUUUGCUUAACCAAUGUUACAAAUUUCGAAAGGCAUUUGGAGCGGAAUCAUAGUGAUUUAAAAGAGGUGUUGGAUAUGUUGUCAUAUCCUAAAAAACACAAAGAAAGAAAAAAAUAA
Molecule: messenger RNA, 660 nt
Organism: Psylliodes chrysocephalus
Lineage: Eukaryota; Metazoa; Arthropoda; Insecta; Coleoptera; Chrysomelidae
Source: the annotation of a GenBank genome assembly